AUGAAGCUAUUUCAUGGUAUCAUUGCCUGCCUUAUGGCUUUGCCAUUGGCCUUUGCUGCUCUUGACAACACAACCUCUGCGAUCCUUGGCUCUUUGCCCAAGUGUGCGUCGAAAUGUCUUGUGACAAAUGUCUUAGGCUCAACUUGUGACCUCGACGAUGUCCAAUGCACGUGCGAAAACGGACCUCUCCAGAAACAAGUCGAGAAAUGCGUUUUGACGGAUUGUACUGUUAAAGAAGCUUUGACAACAAAAAACGCUACUAUGACAUUAUGCGGCGCCCCCAUUCGAGACGUUCGACCCGACUUUGUCCGCACCAAUACUAUAAUGGGAAUCAUUUCAGGCGUAUGCGUCAUUCUACGAUUCGCGACCAAGAUCGUCUAUAGAGUCAGCAUGGGUCUAGAUGAUGUCUUUAUAAUGAUAACAAUGCUCAUCGCAGCCUUCUGUAUCUGCAUCAACGCUUUCGCCUCGGCCCCUUCUGGCAUAGGGACCGACAUUUGGACCCUCACUCCUGAGCAGAUAACGAACUUCGGCUUUUGGUUCUACGUUAUUGUCUUCACCUACUUCAUAUUGCAGACAACUAUGAAGCUCAGUUUGUUGUUCUUUUAUCUUCGUAUCUUCCCAACCAGGGGUGUACGCAAGCUUCUGUGGGCAACUGUCGCUUUCAUCUGCGUAAACGGGACAGUAUUUGCUCUUGUUGCUAUCUUCCAAUGCAAGCCUAUCAGUCACUUCUGGAACAAGUGGGAUGGCAACCACACAGGCUGGUGUGCUAGCGUCAAUGGUGUCGCCUGGUCCAAUGGUGCUGUCAAUAUUGCGUCGGACUUCUUAAUCCUCGGCGUACCCCUGUCGCAAUUGAACAAAUUGAAUCUAGAUUUAAACAAGAAGAUUGGAGUUGCAAUGAUGUUUAGUGUUGGUUCCUUCGUCACUUUCACCAGUAUCUGGCGACUAUACGCCUGCAUUGUCGCGGGAGUCAGCCACAGCAACAACCUAUCUUGGGACUAUCUUGCUAUGUCAAAGUGGUCCACCGUCGAGGUCAACGUUGGCAUAUGGUGUGCAUGCAUGCCAACAAUGCGCAUCCUUCUCAUGCGACUCUCAGGCCAAUCCAAGCGCUACAUCAACUAUGGCAGCAACAAGAGCGGCCAGGAUAGUAGCCGAGACGAUCCCAACAGACCGCGCACCAAGACAUACCCUUUGGAGAGAGGUCCAAGUGCAAGUGCAAGUGCGAACCCUGUCAAGGGAGGACGCUCAAGAACUCAGUCCACCGGUAUUACUUGCGAUACCAUUGUCGAGGUGGAGUUUGAUAGAAAUGAUGAUGAGACGCACUUGGUGCAUAUGAAGACCUUUGACCAUCCUAAGAGUGCUCGCUCUUUUACACGGUCUGAGGAUUCAGCUUAG
Molecule: messenger RNA, 1392 nt
Organism: Fusarium coffeatum
Lineage: Eukaryota; Fungi; Ascomycota; Sordariomycetes; Hypocreales; Nectriaceae
Exons: 4
Coding region: 1-1392 (463 amino acids)
Source: RefSeq, a predicted model, not a curated record